Salvia hispanica is the source of this 1320-nucleotide messenger RNA. NCBI's taxonomy places the organism in Eukaryota, Viridiplantae, Streptophyta, Magnoliopsida, Lamiales, Lamiaceae. The record is from RefSeq and is a predicted model, not a curated record.
AUGCAAAAUUUUCACAUCUCAAAAAUUUUACUCAAGGAAGUUCUUGGUGGAUUAGAUUAUGUAGGGUGUACUGUUUUAGAAGUGCGAAACUACAGACGCGACCUUAGAGCAUACGUGGAAGGAGCUGAUGCACAAAUGCUAUUAAAUGAGAUGCGCAGGAAGAAGGAACUUUGUGCAGCAUUUACCUAUGAAUUUGAGGUCAACUCAAAGGAUAGACUGACACGUUUGUUUUGGUACUGCAUGAUAUUUGCUCCUUUUACGGGCAAGGAUAAUCAUGGUCGCCCUGUGACAUUUGCUGCUGACCCUUUGUCCAAGGAAAAUGCCGACUCCUUUUCAUGGUCAUUUAAACAAUUUGUGAAAUGUAUGGGUGUGGCUCCCAAGCUAAUCGUAACCGAGCAAGACUUAGGAAUGAAAGUUGCUAUUGCAGAGGUUCUUCUUAAUACAAGACACAGGUGGUGCAUGUGGCAUAUAAUGAAUAAAGUUGCUGACAAAUUUCCAAAGAACAUGCUUGGUAGUGAAGAACUAAAGAAGGAAUUGAAUGUAUGUGUUUGGUCAGAGUUGAUAGAGCCCGAUGCAUAUGAAGAAUCUUGGCAUGCUAUAAUGGAAAGAUAUGGGCUGGCCAAUAAUGACUGGUUUUCAUCAAUGUUUGCAUCUAGAAAGUUUUGGGUUCCAGCCUUUUUCCGUGAUUUUCCGAUGAGCUCGUUGAUAAAGACAACAUCUUUGUCCGAAUCACAAAUAGCUUCUUUAAAAGGAGUGUCUACCAAUAGAGAGAAUGAAGUAUAUAACAUAAAUGACAAGGAUUCAAACUCAUGGACAUUGACUUAUUCCAUUGGCGAUGACACCUAUUUGUGUGGAUGUAAAAAGUUUGAGAGACUUGGUCUAUUGUGCAGCCAUAUAUUUUGUGUGUUGAAAUAUAAGUUUGUUAAGUUGAUACCCGAGAAGUUGCAUGGAUGGAGAUGGUUGAAGUCACAGUUUGUGAAGCCAAUACAUGGAGGUUUUUGUGAUGAUCAUGAAAUAUUCUCUGUUGUAGACGAGAAGAAGAUUGCAUUUAAAAACAUGUAUGCAUUAUUCUUUGAAAUAGCACAAAGUAUUGAAGGGACCAUUGACCAAAUCAAUGCAUUUACUGUAAUUAUUGAAGAUGUUCAUCCUCCUAAUGUUUUCAGUACAAAGGGAAGUGGAAGUAGGAGGAAAUCAAAGAAGGAGGCAGCAAUCAAGUUAUCAAUGAAACCAGGCCGAAAGUGUGGAAAUUGUCAUGUGAUUGGACACCAUGAUUCGAGGAACUGCAAAAAGGUGAAUGAGAAGACAAAACAGAGGCAGUGA